This is a messenger RNA of Bubalus bubalis (water buffalo), 875 nucleotides long. RefSeq names its product signal sequence receptor subunit 3 (gene SSR3). Gene Ontology annotation, cellular component: endoplasmic reticulum; membrane. The record is from RefSeq and is a predicted model, not a curated record. NCBI's taxonomy places the organism in Eukaryota, Metazoa, Chordata, Mammalia, Artiodactyla, Bovidae. Gene Ontology annotation, biological process: SRP-dependent cotranslational protein targeting to membrane. The transcript has 5 exons. Bases 88 to 645 code for a protein of 185 amino acids.
GGAUACGGUGGCUGUAGAGGCGGUAACAGUGGCUUCUUCCCCGCUCUCCGCCAGGUUCCGCGCCCGUCCCGCGGCUCCGAUUCCACCAUGGCUCCCAAAGGCGGCCCCAAGCAGCAGUCCGAGGAGGACCUGCUCCUGCAGGAUUUCAGCCGCAACCUCUCGGCCAAGUCCUCGGCGCUUUUCUUCGGGAACGCCUUCAUUGUGUCGGCCAUCCCCAUCUGGUUAUAUUGGCGAAUAUGGCAUAUGGAUCUUAUUCAGUCUGCUGUUCUGUAUAGUGUGAUGACCCUAGUAAGCACUUACUUGGUAGCCUUUGCUUACAAAAAUGUGAAAUUUGUUCUCAAGCACAAAGUAGCACAGAAGAGGGAAGAUGCUGUCUCCAAAGAAGUGACUCGGAAACUUUCUGAAGCUGAUAAUAGAAAGAUGUCUCGGAAGGAAAAGGAUGAAAGAAUCUUGUGGAAGAAGAAUGAAGUUGCUGAUUAUGAAGCUACAACAUUUUCCAUCUUCUAUAAUAAUACCCUAUUUCUGGUCUUGGUCAUUGUUGCUUCCUUCUUUAUACUGAAGAACUUCAACCCCACAGUGAACUACAUUUUGUCCAUAAGUGCUUCCUCAGGCCUCAUCGCCCUCCUGUCUACUGGUUCCAAGUAGACUGCCUCAGCUUUGCCACCCCCUGCUCCCCGCUGCCCUGACUUUGUAUCUAUGGGUGGCCUGUGGUAUGUGGAAAAAUAGCAGGGUGGUCAGGGUGGAAGACACACAAGCUGUUUUUGUAAGUCUGGAGUUUGAGGGUUUAAAAAACCCAACAAAAUGUAAUUCAAUAUUUGUUUAUUGGCUCUUUUUUUUUUUGACAGAUUGUUGAAAUUAAAUGAAUUGAAAGGGAA